Messenger RNA from Lagopus muta (rock ptarmigan), 3174 nucleotides. It is a transcript of the gene HGFAC, whose product is annotated as HGF activator. Gene Ontology annotation, cellular component: extracellular region; rough endoplasmic reticulum. The transcript has 14 exons. Gene Ontology annotation, biological process: blood coagulation; zymogen activation. Gene Ontology annotation, molecular function: serine-type endopeptidase activity; calcium ion binding. The record is from RefSeq and is a predicted model, not a curated record. Lineage: Eukaryota; Metazoa; Chordata; Aves; Galliformes; Phasianidae. Bases 142 to 1893 code for a protein of 583 amino acids.
UUACUUAGAGAACUAGAAUACCCUACAGUCAAACAAAUUGCAGUCCUUUGAGAAAACUCGUUGCUUAUUCACCCUCCUGCUUCAGCCCAGCCCUGGAAGUUUCCUUCCGCCAGGCAAAACCUCAGUGAGAGGGAAGUGAAGAUGAAAGCUUGUGCUCCUUUCACUCUCGUCUUGGCUCUGGCUCUGAGCGGUGACUGUAUGAAGAAGCACCACAAAUCUGGGCCAAGAAGAGAUUCAAAACAUGGCUUCACUCACCUACAAGUGUUUACAGAGGAUGGAAAUUUAUGCACAUUUCCUUUCCGGUAUGGUGGAAGGUUUUAUCACUCGUGUUUAUCAAAUCUAUUUUCCCGAAAGAAAUGGUGUUCAACAACACAUAACUACGACCGGGACAGGAAAUGGGGGUACUGCGCGUGGCUGUCCACAGAGCACUCAGAUUACUGUGCAAACAACCCUUGCCAAAAUGGAGGGACCUGUUUUCUCGCUCAUGGUCAUAGGACGUACCACUGUGCCUGUCUCGAGGAAUUCAUGGGAAGAGACUGUCAGAUGAAGAAAUGUUUUGAUGACAGUCUCUAUGAGUUCUUUGAUGCGGAUGUGAGCUGGGCAAGAGUCAAACAAGGAUCUGUGGAGCAGUGCAUUUGCGUGGAUGGGCAGAUGGAAUGCCAGAGAGUUGAACACAAAAGUUGUGUUCAUGAUCCUUGCAUGAAUGGUGGAGAAUGUAAAAUGAUUGCCUCCAGUGGGAAAACCGUGUGUGACUGCAAAGGACCUUUUGUAGGAAAGUACUGCAAUAUUGUUCCUAAUCAUCACUGCUAUCGUGGCAAUGGCACUGAGUACAGAGGUACGGCCAACACGACCAUUUCUGGACAUAGCUGCUUGCCAUGGAAUUCGGACUUACUCUACCAGGAGCUUCAUGUGGACAGCGUUGAGAAAGCACUACAGUUAGGCUUGGGGCCCUUCUCUUACUGCAGAAAUCCAGAUGAAGAUGAGAAACCAUGGUGUUACAUCAUGAAGGACAACAGUUUGUCUUGGGAAUACUGUAACAUUACAUCUUGUGCAAGCAGGGAAAGGAGGCCAGCAGUUCCAGAAGAUAUUGACACUUUUGUAGUUCCCAGAAGGCCAUGUGGGAGAAGGCACAAAAAAAGAAGUUUUGUGAGACCUAGGAUUGUUGGAGGAUCUUCAUCUUUGCCUGGAUCUCAUCCCUGGACAGCAGCUAUAUAUAUUGGAGAGAGCUUCUGCGCUGGAACUCUCAUUCAGACUUGCUGGGUUGUGUCAGCAGCACACUGCUUUGCUAACAGUCCUCAAAAAUCCUCUAUUAAAGUUGUUCUUGGUCAGCACUUCUUUAAUAGAACGACCGAUGUAACACAAACAUUUGAAAUAGAGAAAUACAUCUUAUAUCCUCAGUAUUCAGUGUUCAGCCCCACUGAACAUGAUAUUGCCUUGGUUAAGCUGAAGAAGAAUGGCCAACGUUGUGCCGUCAAGUCCCAGUUUGUUCAGCCCAUCUGCCUGCCAGAAAGCAACACCAUUUUCCCCGAUCAGUUCAAAUGUCAGAUUUCUGGAUGGGGACACAAGCAUGAGAAUAUAACUGGUUACUCAGAUGUACUGCAAGAAACACUGGUUCCAAUUAUUCCUGAGGAGAAGUGCAGAAGCCCUGAAAUUUAUGGAACAGAAAUCAGUGAAAAUAUGUUCUGUGCUGGCUACUUAGACAGCAAAUCUGAUGCUUGUCAGGGAGAUUCUGGUGGACCUCUGGCAUGUGAGAAUAACGAAAUCUCUUACCUUUAUGGAGUCAUCAGCUGGGGAGAUGGCUGUGCCAGAAUCAACAAGCCUGGAGUAUAUACAAGAGUAACAAACUAUGUAAAUUGGAUUAACGAGAGGAUAGCCCCUCGAAAAGCUAGUUGAACAUGUAACUAUGAUAUCAUUUCAAAUAGGGUCCAGGAGCCUUUUGGUUUCAUUAAAGUGGCAUAAAUAUUUUAUUAUAAGCUAGUAUGAAAAUUAUUGUGGUAAUUCUUAGAAAUUCCAAACCAGACCACUAAAAUUAGUCCUCAUCCCUCUGAUAUCAGUAACUCUGAGCUUCAGUUUUAGGGCUGUGGAUAGCUCAACAUGUGAGACUGUCUUUAUUUGUCUUAAUAAAGCUAACAUGUCAAAACUAAGUGUACUGACAUCUAAAACUGUUUAUCUUUUGGUGGAUUACGUGAAAAUAAGUAUUUAAAAGUUUCUGGUGGAGUUGUCAUCCCCUAAAACAACCUGUAACAAUGUUGGCCUUGUAUUUUCAGAUGUUAACAAAAUAAAAAGGAUGAACGCCAAAAAUAGAAUUAUCUUUCCUUCAGAAGUAAUUUCGUUACAGUUCAGCUGAAAGACGUCAGCAGAUAGGCUCCCCAGCUAAGCUAACUGCAGUAAACUACUUCUGGGAAGAAAACAGAGGAUUUAGGGUUUGAUUCAAAACAUGUAAGCAUAUUUUUAUGUUGCAAUAAAAAUAGAAAUGUGCUUCAGAGCUCUGCUGAAUUUGGUGUGCAAUUUUCCGGCAAAGUUAAUGCAACACCUCCUGAAAGCACAAAGCUUAUUGCUGAGAAAAGGUUUAAGUUGGUAGAUAAUGUUGUUCAACACAGUGGGGCUUGUUGCAGACCCUCUGCUUCUUCUCACAGAAUAGCAGUGCAAAUGUUUUACCUUGGAUAGAAAAUGUCCAAGCCUUUCUUAAAUUUGGCAGUGUUUUGAAGAUGUCUUAGAUUUUGUAAUAACAAGUUAUUUAACUGUUCAGAUAAUAUAGAAAAAGGAGGGUUUUGUUUUAUAAUGCUGCCAGUGUCCUCGUGGAUUUCUUAGUCCUGGUGAAUGACAUGGUCCUUCACCACAUCCUUCUCUCUAAAUUGGACGGGUGUGGAUUUGAAGGAUGGACUGUUUGGUGGAUUAAGAACUGGCUGACUGGUUGCAGCCAAAGGGUUGUGAUCAAUGGUUCUGUGUCAGGGUGGAGGCCGCUCACAAGCGGUGUCCUUCAGGGGUCGGUCUUGGGACUGGUGCUCUUCAACAUCUUCAUCAACGACACAGACCAUGGCAUCAAGUGCACCCUCAGCAAGUUUGUGGAUGACACCAAGCUGAGUGGUGCAGUUGAUACAUUGGAGGGAAGGAAAGCCAUCCAGAGGGACCUGGACAGGCUGGAGAAGUGGGCCCACAUGAAAAUAAUGAGGU